UACAGAACGGAGUCAUACAUGGCUCGUAGAGAAUUUGUCCUCCUACUGGGCCUCAUUAUCUCGACAGAAGUUGUAUUUUGUGGAAUUGCUUCGACAUGGGACUACUGUCACUGCAGGUGGGAUGAUUGGGCGGCCUGGUCGGACUGUUCGAGGACCUGUGGUGGUGGCCGGCGGUACAGGACAAGGAAAGUCUGGAUAAGGACUGACAUAUGCACACGUGAAUUUACCAACUGUGCCAGUAAUGAUAUGGGUUCUGAAUUUGGAGAUUGUAACGAAAUUUGUUACAAUGGAGGGACCUUUAGGUCUUAUGGAAGUUGCUCGUGUGUGACAGGCUGGCAUGGAAGCUGCUGCUUACAGGAGAUAACUUGUGGAAAUCCGGGGACAAUAGCCAAUGGUGUCGUUUCGGGAUCGACAUACACGUAUGGUAAUACUGUGACGUACUCCUGUAACACACACUUUAAUCUGACCGGUGGAUCAAUCUCCAGAACAUGUCAAUCAAAUUUUCUAUGGAAUGGAACGCAACCAAGAUGUGCAUUUGUGAAUUCAUGCGCCAGCAACCCCUGUCUGAAUAAUGGCACAUGUGUAAAUGGCUUAGACAGAUAUGACUGUCGCUGUACUUCAAGUUACAAUGGCAUCAACUGUGAAAAUGAUAUUCAGCCACCAGUAAUGAAGAAUUGUCCAAAUGACAUGUUCCUAUACUCCACAAAACCAACUAUUUUUGCAAAUUGGACGGCACCAACUUUUCACGACCCUGUUGGAACAAUUAUAGACAUAACAUCAAACUAUCCACACGACAGCUGGGUGUUUCCAUGGGGUGAUUACGUCGCGCAGUAUGUUGCACUGAAACCUACCAAUGGUCUUCGAACAUUGUGUCAGUUCAAUAUUACAAUUCGACCUCAUCCAUGCCCAGAGCUAAACGUACCAGUAAAUGGUGCUCGUGUAUGUAAUGGAUGGAAGACCGACUAUGGUAAAUUCUGUUUAGUAUACUGUGGCGGGAACUACAGCCUGAGCUUACAGUUUGAUCACAGUCAGUGGUACGUGUGUGGAUCCAGUGGGAAUUGGAUUGCUAAUGGACCCUUACCAAACUGCACAGAUCAGAUUUUGACGCCCCAGGUUCUGAGUUCCUCCAGUUCAUACCGAUACGAGGAUUGUUCAGCCUCCAGCGAUAUAAACAAGAUACAGAAUUCUUACAUAGAGAGACUGAAGUCUUCUAAUUACAAUGACUUUUGUGAUGAGAAUAUAAACCUAUGCUCCGCUGAAAAUGUAGAAGUUGCAUGCUGAAUGUGUACUUGUCACCUUGUUAAUUGUAAUUGAUUAAAUUCACCAUGAUUUUUUUUA
This is a messenger RNA of Saccostrea cuccullata (small rock oyster), 1338 nucleotides long. RefSeq names its product protein jagged-1-like. Bases 19 to 1281 code for a protein of 420 amino acids. The record is from RefSeq and is a predicted model, not a curated record. Gene Ontology annotation, molecular function: calcium ion binding. The transcript has 6 exons. Gene Ontology annotation, biological process: heterophilic cell-cell adhesion; establishment or maintenance of epithelial cell apical/basal polarity. Gene Ontology annotation, cellular component: plasma membrane; protein-containing complex. Lineage: Eukaryota; Metazoa; Mollusca; Bivalvia; Ostreida; Ostreidae.